UUUAUCUGUCACGGUGUCCAAACGGCAUAAAACUAUUAACAAAAUAGAUUUGAAUCUCAGUAAUGGGCAUGCAAACAAACGGAUGUGAAACUUGGUCUCUUGCAGCCCGCAUUCAUUCAUGCAGACUGAGAAAAAAUGCUGCUUACUGGCAAACACAUGAAUGGUAGACUUGGCUACAUGUAGCCUAAUAGUAGUUUUAACACAUUACAGUCUGCUGAUACAUUCAUUAUAUAAAUAACACACCAAAGCAACAUUUUAGAAAAAUAAAUAUCUUCAUUUAUGAUAGGUCUACAUGUGAUCGAUUAACUAAAUAAGAGGCUGAACAAAAUUAAAAGUUAUGACAAUGCCGAUUUUAGGGGUUCAUUCUAUCAUGACGUUAAAUGUUACACUCGGGAUCUUACAACACGGUGCCUGGCAAUACACACACGGAAACAUCAAAUUAGCAGUUUUCACAUAGGAGUUUGGUUUGCACACAAAUACGUUAAAGAAGUUUGAGUCACCAUGGGGGAAGGGAAGGGGCGUGCCCGCGGCGGGACAGGUGUUUAAAUAGGGAAAGGUGAGAGUGGAGGUACACCAGAUCCCGGAGCUGCGGUCCACCUACAUCCUCACCUGACCAAGUCGGAAACAGUAAACCUCUAAAGAUGAUCAAAGCAGUGUUGUCAGCUCUCUUGGUCCUGGUGGCCGUGUCCUCCACCUUUGGGAAAUACAUCCCGAAGACUGGCAAGAGGAUCCCUCAGACUCUGUCCAGAGGUUGGGGUGAUCAGCUGAUCUGGGCUCAGACUUAUGAGGAGGCUCUCUACUGGUCCAGGUCAAAAAACAAGCCUCUGAUGGUCAUCUUUCACCUUGAGAACUGCCCACACAGCCAGGCAAUGAAGAAGGUUUUGGCUGAUGACAACGAAAUCCAGAAAGUUCUCGAUGAGGACUUCAUCGUCCUCAAUCUAGUGUAUGAAACAACAGACAAACAUCUCUCUCCUGACGGACAGUAUGUUCCCAGAAUCAUUUUUGUCGACCCCACAAUGACCGUGAGGGCCGAUAUCACAGGUCGCUAUGCCAACCGCAUGUAUGCCUAUGAACCAAGUGACAUCAAACUCUUGAAAACCAACAUGCAGACGGCUAAGAAGCUCCUGAAGUCUGAGCUGUGAGCACGAGGACGAGACACACGCUUGACUUGUGACCCUCAUCCAGAGUUUAUUGUCACCACAGAUGCCAAUAACAUGUUGUUACUACAGUUUACACAUGGAAAACCAAGCACUGGAAAGUUUCUUCUCUUCACCUUCAUUUGAAAGGCUUUCUCCUUGAAUUCCCUUCCUGAUUCUUAUCUUAUUAUUAUUGCUGUACAUCCAAACUGUCUUUUGAAUAAAUAUGGUACUGUUCAUACAUACAA
Molecule: messenger RNA, 1384 nt
Organism: Micropterus dolomieu (smallmouth bass)
Lineage: Eukaryota; Metazoa; Chordata; Actinopteri; Centrarchiformes; Centrarchidae
Gene: agr2
Product: anterior gradient 2
Exons: 8
Coding region: 642-1142 (166 amino acids)
Cellular component (GO): endoplasmic reticulum
Source: RefSeq, a predicted model, not a curated record